Papaver somniferum (opium poppy) is the source of this 1005-nucleotide messenger RNA. RefSeq lists its product as uncharacterized. The coding region runs from base 1 to 1005 and encodes 334 amino acids. The record is from RefSeq and is a predicted model, not a curated record. The transcript has a single exon. Lineage: Eukaryota; Viridiplantae; Streptophyta; Magnoliopsida; Ranunculales; Papaveraceae.
AUGGGUGAUUAUAGGAGAUCUCAAUGUUCCAUAAACACAAAUGUUAAAUCCUCAAAUCAAACAUCAAUAAAUAAUUGGGUUUACAAUUCUAUUAAUGUUGCUGGUCUUAAGAAUUUGGGUUUCAUUGGUUCCAAAUUUACUUGGAAUAAUAGAGUAAAUGGUAAGGGAUAUAAAAGAUCUAGAUUAGACCUGGAACUUCAUAAUGUUAAAUGGCAAAUAGAUUAUCCAGAUUCUAAACUGUAUCACUUACCAUUCUUAGGCUUGGAUCACUGUCUAAUUCUUAUAAUAUCAGAAGCAGAUUGUGGAGAAUCCAGUCAUGCUUGGAAAUUCUACAAAUGCUGGUUGAAAGAUUCAUCUUGUUCCCAAGUUAUCUCUAAUUCUUGGAAUUCUCAGUCAAAUUCCUGUCCACAUCAAAACCUUCAAAAUAAACUCUCAUUUACUAGGAGAAGUUUAUCCAGAUGGAAGAGUCGACAACACUUUGGUCAUAUUGAACAUCAAAUAAAACAGUUCAAACUUCAGUUAUCUCAACUGCAAUCUCUGUCGUUUAGUAUCCACAUUAGUCAACAAACAGAAAGCACUAUCAAUAAUCUUCAUUAUUGGAGAAGUAUAGAAGCAGGAUCCUGGCAGCAGAAAUCGGGUGAUCAUUGGGUCAAGGAUGCUAGUAAUAAUACCUCUUACUUACAUGAUUUUGCAAACAUACGAAGAGUUAGAAAUAAUAUCACAUCUCUAAGAGACACAAAUAGGAGAUUGUGUCACAUAAGAGAAGAAUUAUCUGAUCUUCUUACUUUUCAUUUCUCUGAAAUAGCCACAACAACAAACUCUGCUCUUGAUGACUCAUAUUUUGCUCAUAUUCAAAAGGUAAUAACUUCUCAGGAUAAUGGAAACCUUAUGACUAUGCCAGAUAAAGAUGAAACCUAUGAAAUGGUCAAAACUUUACCUAGUUGGAAUUUUCCGGCACCUGAUGGCUUCCCGCAACCUUUUUUCAAUCUCAAUGGGAUACAGUAG